GGGGAGAAGUAAGAAGGGGGGAGGGAAAGGGGACCAGGAAGAGGGAAGAAUGGCCCAGCGGACCCCUCAACUUCAGGAGCCGGUGCUGGCGUGUCUGGAUGGGUCCCCGCCCAGGGAAGGAAGGGAAGGGAAGAGAGAGAGAGAGAGAGAGAGAGAGAGCUUCCCCCUCGACACCCGGAAGAAGGAAGCCGAGAGAGAGCUUCCUGGGCGCCUCCUCCUGGGCUGGUCCUUCCUCUUCCUUCGGGCGCCUUUAAAAGGGCGAGGCCUGGGCGCUGACGCUGCUGCUGCUGCUGCUGCUCCUGAGCCCGGACGAAGGAAGGAAGGAAGGAGGGAAGGAGGGGGGAAUGCGGCCGCUCUCUCGCGCGAGGCCAUGGCGGAGGCCCCCCACCCCCACCCGCACCGUCUCCGGGCUCUCCUCCUCCUGGGCCUCGUUCUCCUCGUGAGCCUCGGUGUCGCGGAGGGCGAGGGCGAGGGCGAGUCGAAGCGUGUGGUGCAGAAGGAGGCCGAGUUCGACCGGCUCUACUCGGAGUCCGUCAACGCCGCCCUCCUCGACAUCUACGCCUUCAACCACACCGUCACCCGGAACAGGACGGAGGGGGUCCGUGUGUCGGUCAACGUGCUUUCGGAGCAGAAGGAGACCCCCGUGCUCUUCGUGGUGCGGCAGAAGGAGGCCGUGGUGUCCUUCCAGGUGCCCCUCAUCCUGCGCGGACUGUACCAGCGCAAGUACCUCUACCAGGACGUCAGCCGGACGCUGUGCCAGCCGCAGACCAAGAAGGAGGUGGACACCCAGUUCUUCUACGUCGACGUCUCCACGCUUUCCCGGGAAAAUGCCUCCUACCAGCUGCGUGUCACACGUGUUGAGAACUUUGUGCUCCGGACCGGGGAGCAUUUCGGCUUCAAUGCCACGGCCGCUCAGCCACAGUAUUUCAAGUACGAGUUCCCGGAGGGCGUGGACUCGGUCAUCGUGAAGGUGACCUCCGCCGCCAAGUUCCCCUGCUCCGUCAUCUCCGUCCAGGACGUCCUGUGCCCCGUCUAUGACUUGGACAACAACGUGGCCUUCAUCGGCAUGUACCAGACCAUGACCAAGAAGGCCGCCAUCACGGUCCAGAAGAAGGACUAUCCCAGCCACAGUUUCUAUGUCGUGGUCGUGGUCAAGACGGAGGACGAAGCCUGCGGAGGGGCCCUCCGCUUCUACCCUUACUCCAAAGAUGAGCCCGUGGACCAAGGCAACCGCCUGAAAACCCUGGAUGUGGUUGUGUCGCCGGCCGUCACCUCGCAGGCCUAUGUCGGCGGGAUGCUCUUCGUCCUGGGCGUCUUCCUCUCCUUCUACCUCCUGACCGUCCUCAUCGCCUGCUGGGAGAACUGGAGGCAGCAGAAGAAGAAGCGCCUGGGUCUCUUGGCUACGAUGGACACUCCCAGCACCGAAACAGCGUCUCUCCUCGGCGCUCCUCCUCCUCCUGCUCCCCGCAUCACCCCAGACUCCUUCCUGGGACGCCCGGCUUUCAAUAGCUACAGCUAUGGCUCCUUUGACAAUGGUUCCACCGCCAGCACCGAGAACGUCACCGACAGCCUCCUCUCCACCGAAGCCUCCUACAGUUACACAGGGCAGGACCCGUGCCAGCGCCGCCAGAGACUCUGGGCCAUCCCUAUGGACCGCUCCUUGGAGAACAUGGCCGGGCGGCCGAGGCUGGACUCGCUCAGCUCCGUGGAGGAGGACGACUACGACACUUUGGCCGACAUCGAGUCGGAUAAGAACGUCAUCCGCACCAAGCAAUACCUGUAUGUGGCAGACCUGGCCCGCAAAGACAAGCGGGUGCUGCGGAAGAAGUACCAGAUCUACUUCUGGAACAUCGCCACCAUCGCGGUCUUCUACGCUCUGCCGGUCAUCCAGCUGGUCAUCACGUACCAGACGGUGGUGAAUGUUACUGGGAACCAAGACAUUUGCUACUACAACUUCCUGUGUGCCCACCCUUUGGGCAACCUCAGCGCCUUCAACAACAUCCUCAGCAACCUGGGCUACAUCCUGCUGGGCCUCCUCUUCCUGCUCAUCAUCCUCCAGCGCGAGAUCAACUACAACCGGGCGCUGAUGCGCAACGAUCUUCAAGCCGUGGAGUGCGGCAUCCCCAAGCACUUUGGCCUCUUCUACGCCAUGGGCACGGCCCUCAUGAUGGAGGGGCUCCUCAGCGCCUGCUACCACGUCUGCCCCAACUACACCAACUUCCAAUUCGACACCUCCUUCAUGUACAUGAUUGCGGGGCUGUGCAUGCUGAAGCUCUACCAGAAGCGGCACCCGGACAUCAAUGCCAGUGCCUACAGCGCCUACGCCUGCCUGGCCAUCGUCAUCUUCUUCUCCGUCGUGGGCGUGGUCUUUGGGAAGGGCAACAUGGCCUUCUGGAUCGUCUUCUCGGUCAUCCACAUCCUCUCCACGCUGCUGCUCAGCACCCAGCUCUAUUACAUGGGCCGGUGGAAGCUGGAUUCUGGGAUCCUGCGCAGGAUUCUGCACGUCCUUUACACCGACUGCAUCCGCCAGUGCAGUGGGCCCAUGUAUGUGGAUCGGAUGGUGCUCCUGGUGAUGGGCAACAUCAUCAACUGGUCCCUCGCUGCCUACGGCCUGAUCAUGCACCCCAACGACUUUGCCUCCUACCUGCUGGCCAUCGGCAUCUGCAACCUGCUCCUCUACUUCGCCUUCUACAUCAUCAUGAAGCUCCGGAGUGGCGAGAGGCUGAAGCUGAUCUCCCUGCUCUGCAUCGUCUGCACCUCGGUCGUCUGGGGCUUCGCCCUCUAUUUCUUCUUCCAGGGACUCAGCACCUGGCAGAAAACGCCGGCUGAGUCCCGGGAGCACAACCGCGAGUGUGUCCUCCUCAACUUCUUCGACGACCACGACGUCUGGCACUUCCUAUCGUCCAUCGCCAUGUUCGGCUCCUUCCUGGUUUUGCUGACUCUGGAUGAUGACCUGGAUACCGUCCAGCGGGACAAGAUCUACGUCUUCUAGGCGGAUGGGCGGGUGGAGGGGCGCCUGCCGUUCCUGUGGUCCGAGGGGUGGGGGUCCCUGCCGUCCCUCCCUCCCACCCACAAAAGCCAGGCCUGCUUUUCCCACCAGCGGCUCAUCGGCUGGUUCGGUGCAUUUGGGGGGAGAACGAGCCACGGGAGCGGAGGAGGAGGCGGCGGCGGUGACAGGCGGCACGUCCUCUCUCCGUCCCCGCCCAGCGCCGUUGUACAAGGAACAGACGCCUCGUAUGGACGAAGCUGGCUGAACAAUCCUAAGAUGACGGAUCCGUUCUCAAUUAAUGUCCCGCUGCCAGAAAAUACGAUCAAGGGCCACCUCGAGCCCGGCUUGGCCUUUUCGCGCACAUCUCUUGCCGGCCGAAAGCACAUCUCUCGAGCCCCUUUCGUUGACCAAGGCCUGCCAACUGCCAAACGUGGCCUUCCGGAGCUGGAGGGGCUCGCUUGCCAACGAGAAGGACCUUCUUCUGGGGAGACAGAUAGAUAGAUAGACAAAGGGCCUCUUCCGGGUCCUCCAAGCACAUGCCUCUUCGGUGCCUAAUUCGGGGCCCCUCCGCUUCCUCCUUCUCCUGCCUUUCUGCCCAGAUCCGGGGAGGGGUCCUGGGCAGCUCUUCCUUCCUUCCUUCCUUCCUUCCUUCCUUCCUUCCUUCCUUCCUUCCUUCCUUCCUUCCUUCCUUCCUUCCUUUAGGGGAGGCUGCCAUCUUUUCCUUCUGCGGUCAUCCCUGGCAGCCAGUCACGAGUGACCGCUGACCGUAUGCAUUGUACUGCCUGAAACUGCCUGUCCAACGACGACGACAAACGUGUUUUUGGCAAGGGUCCCACCCGUGUCGCCGUCCUUUUCCCCCCUUGUACGAACAGCACAAAAGACAGCCGAGGACCGACGUGGCCGGCUUUUGCGGAGGGUUGCUGUAUCAGUAGCCCAGGAGCAAGUGUUUUUUUUGGGGGGGGGGGGGCUCCUGCUGUUGGUUCUCCUUUUGUGCGUCUGUUCCUGGUUCUUUCGGUCAUGUUUUAAAAACGGUUUUGGGGGGUUCGUUGUGGGGUUUCCUUUUGGUUUUCUUUUUAAUUGUCCCGAUGUUGCUGCUGCAGAACCGGAAAACAACACUUCUCGUUUCUACAGAUUCUGUUGCCAAAUGCAAAGAAAUAAAAAAAAGAAAAUUAUAAAUGAUA
This is a messenger RNA of Anolis carolinensis (green anole), 4170 nucleotides long. It is a transcript of the gene sidt2, whose product is annotated as SID1 transmembrane family member 2. The transcript has 28 exons. Gene Ontology annotation, molecular function: RNA transmembrane transporter activity; double-stranded RNA binding. The coding region runs from base 50 to 2992 and encodes 980 amino acids. NCBI's taxonomy places the organism in Eukaryota, Metazoa, Chordata, Lepidosauria, Squamata, Anolidae. Gene Ontology annotation, cellular component: plasma membrane; lysosome. Gene Ontology annotation, biological process: RNA transport. The record is from RefSeq and is a predicted model, not a curated record.